Messenger RNA from Penicilliopsis zonata CBS 506.65, 8650 nucleotides. RefSeq lists its product as hypothetical. The record is from RefSeq and is a predicted model, not a curated record. The coding region runs from base 47 to 8650 and encodes 2867 amino acids. The transcript is spliced from 3 exons. NCBI's taxonomy places the organism in Eukaryota, Fungi, Ascomycota, Eurotiomycetes, Eurotiales, Aspergillaceae.
GCUCCUUGAAGACGCCGUGGCUCAGCGCCUGACCCCGGAAAUCAUCAUGUCUCUUGUCAACAAACUCGGCCGUCGUCUGGCAAAGAUGGAACUCAGUUAUCAGCAAGCCUCCUCCGGCGCCCGCCUUGCCUACGAGGCUACUUUUUGCAAACUACGUGCCCGCUUUCAAGACAAACUCGAAGAGGCCAAACAGCAUGUGAUCUCUUUGUGGGAGAAGUAUAAACGAGAGACAACUAAAAUCAUUCGACCGUUGCCACAGAGAGCUGAUGACACGGAGCUGACGCUCAGCCUACCCAACAGCCGUCAAUACCUGAACAAGGUCCUGGAUAGAGGGCCUCACGAUGCCUUCUCUGCCAAAGGACGUGCACCAAAGCGCAAAGAUUCCCAUAGAGGGCCAGUACCACAGAACCAAUAUCGAAAGGCAGCUGAUCACUAUUAUGCAUUGGCACAGCAGGAGGAUGCUCUCGCUUUUGCCUCUCCAUCCGUAGAAGACAGCGAUGAAAUUUCUUGUCUCUCAUUUGCAAACAAGAUCAGUCUGUAUUUGAUGAAGGUCACAGAUAGCUACAACUCGAACCCCGAGCAGAAGAGCAUAAUGAUCUUAACGGUCAUGCGCUUGUGGAUGCUCAUGGACCAGUGUGCCGUCAAUGCAUACCCUCUUCUCGCCGACUAUGACCCGGGAAUUCCAGCCAGGAUCCUGGACGUUUUGCAAUUGUCGUCCGCCGAAGAACUCAUCGAGUUGGAAAAGAUACAAGAAUACCUCCGCACUAGACUCCAGCGCUGCCAGAUCCGUGGGAGGACAAUUUUCGAAGACCCUUCGAAAGGGUGUUUUGCGGAAAGGUACUUCGAUAAUUCCAAACAUUCCUCGACUAUGGCCAAGACUCUUCAAGAAGUUCAAGAUGCCGCCAAAGAUGCACGGGAGAGGAAGCACACUGAAUGGCAAAAGCUCAGCGCCGAGUAUGACGAUUUGCAACGCCAGAUUAUGCAAUCGACUUGCAUGUGGAUCACGGAUACGUUCCAAAACAAACACGAUGACCGGAACUGCCGAAGAUGCUAUUUGGAGCGUACUGCAAACCGGAUGAGAAUAAACUCUCAUGAAGACCCUCUCCCGGAAAACCCUGUUCACGCAAAGGCAGUCAUAUUUGAGCUGCGUUGUCCCUCAGCGUUCCGACUUUAUCGAAACACGACAUGGAACAUAAUCGGGUAUUUGGGUCGGAGAAAACUGGUCGAGACACAGGCACCUCGGUUGCAUCUGUGCGAAUAUUCGGAGUUGCAGCCCUUCAUACGUUCACCGAAGAACACAGGAAUCUCGCUGGCGUCAACCACAAAGUCAUGGCUCACCACUCAUUACCGAACUGUCCGUCUACCAGCCAGCUGGGAGGAUAUUUGUUUCCCAAACGGUCUCAAGCUAGGUUAUUAUGAUUGGGAAACAAAGCUGUGGACUGGGCGCCAGACGGGUUCGCCGACCUUUGCCCAUCACUGUGAGAUGAUAGUCCAGCCGGAUUCUCCCUUUGCAGCGCUCCAUAAGCUGCCUCGGUUUUCAGUUGACUCUACGGGCCCGUCUUCAUAUGAGAUCAUUGCCAGCCAAACCCAGUGCCCAACUGGUCUGAAUUUGCACGAGUUCAUGGCUUAUCAAACCCUAUUUUCCGGAACCUCCCGUCGAUGGCUAUCUAUCCUCAUCGAGCUCGGCGCUUCCAAUUUGAAUUUCAGUGCCGAGGCUACAUCUCUGCUUGUUUCUCAACUGGUUCUCAUUGCUGGGCCAUCUCAUGACAGUGACUUUCUCAGGUCUACACAUCGCAUUCUGCGUGAUUCGACCUUCACGACCAAGUUGCUCGAUCUUGUCGAAACUCGGAUCAAGGGUAUAUCCUCGAGCUGGAGAGAGACGAACUGCAUGUCGAUGCUUAUCACUAUCCUGUUGCGCGUCAGAUCAGUGACUAACGGAGAUGCUGCUUCCUCAGCACUGAGACUGCUAGAACUAGCGAGAAAUGUGACUGCCGCUUGGGUUCGGAAACUUCGUUACGAGAUCCAUCGCUGCACAGAUCCUGCAAGUGCAGCAGCCUGUUCCCGCUACGGGCUAUGGGCAGCUUUGUUGUGUCGAAAGACAUUCUCUGUGUAUAGCCAUCCGCGAUCAACCGGCUGCGGGCUAGAUGCUCUUGCAUUUCGUGACUACAUCGAAUGCUCCGUGAUACUCCAAGAAAACAUGCCAAACAAUAUCACUGCACUACCAUUGUCGCUCAAGAAUGCGUUGGUUUGGGAUAUGAAGAUGGUCUUUCGUAUUCGCCACGUUCUGAGGGAUGCGAUACUAGCCUUCCCUGGUGACUUUGAACGCUCCAUAAAUGCUAGCUGGAAACGACUGGAAGCCAACCAAGAUACUGACAGCGCCUCGUUAUUUUUCUCGAACCCAAAGCCUUCAGAUGAUGCCAACAACUGGUGGAUAGAAUGGUCCACCCAUCCAGGGAAAGAAACACUGCCCCAGUCAAUCCGAUUCCAUCUCCUUGAAGGACAUCUGCUUAUUGAUGGACAGCCGCUAGGAAAGUUGCCUUCUAAGUACCGCGAAUCAAUGAUUCUAGAACAUCUGUUUGGCAAGCAAGCCUUGUUGACAUAUCCAUCCAACCUCCCUGGAAUGACUUACAUGCUUGCAUUUACCAUUAAAGAACAUCAUGUCCACUUCGGAGUUCGUGACGAACAACUUAUUGUACAAGCCUAUCGUGAGGAUACCGUUCUGGAGCUUGUCCUACCUGAUAUUUUCCGUGGUCCCAAAACUUGGGAUCUUCCAGCUACCUUAGUGGAUAACUGCUGCCAUUGGCUAAACUUGAGGAGCGGGAUUCUGGAGAUACGGCCUCGUCCAAAUAUAUGGAUUCCAAAACGGAGUAACUGGGCUCUUGAUGUCCGCAAUCGUCAAGCAUACCGUCGUGAAAGUUUGCUAGUUGAUCCUCAUAGCCGCCUGUUUUCUAAAAUCGCAUCAAUUUUCCAAGGCUUCGAACAUCCUAAGAACCUUACUGUCUUUCAACCGCCAAAGAAUCCACUCUCAGUUGAGCUUCGUCGCCUAGAGUUAUCAUUUUCUGUCAGAGGUCGAGGCUUCCUGCAUUGUCGCCAGCUCCGUUGCCAGAUCGACGAGAACCAGGACGCCGGGACAUGGUAUGGUCUUCGAAGCAAACUUGUCUUGUGCGAUGCAAGAAACCCUCAACAGCGAAGUAUCAUCGUUCCGAUGGGACCGGUCCAAUACUUCAAGCAUGGGUGCCACGUUGCAGUCGACGUCGUGAAUUGUGGGAAUUACGGCCGUUAUAUGAUCAACGACGUCUUGGGCCGCGUGGACUGCCCGGCUGAACCGCGACUUGUGUAUUCCAAAGUCAUGUUUCAUGCAUACACCUCUUUCGUUCUACCUGAUGCCUUGACCGGGACUACAGGCACAGAAGAGGCCCUAAGGUACUUGCGCUCUGGGCAAUGUCAGCCCUGGAGACCACUGACCUUGGGGCCACAAGAGUCUCUGGAGUUUAUCGCGCGGCUGACUCCUCGAAGGGUAUAUUACCCGGAAGAUAUGAAGGUAAUGCAACGGGUAUACUGGGAUCCCGAACUGACGGUCACGAUUCAGAACGAGCAGUAUCUAUCAUUGGUCAAAUCCAUAUGCGAGAAAUCACAGCGUCUGGCUUUGUUCUCCCUCGGAAAACAUGACAGGCUUGACGUAAAACUUGCAGAAACCUCAUCUCAUCUGAACACCCGCAGCACUGCCACAUCGGAACUCUUCCAACGGUCCGUAUCAAUGGAUGAGGAUUCAAUUGUCGAAGAUGCCCGUUACAGGACUAGGGCCCGUCCGAGAAUAAGCCAGGCGCGGCAGAACGUCUACGAAGUGGCAUCCCUGGUUCUCGAGUGGAAACAAGAGUUGUGCUCAGCGAGAAAUUUGGCAGCAGCUUUGCAAACCUGGCCUGCGAUCGGUGGCUAUGGAGAAUCUUUCAAUAAAACCCUACUCAGUGAUAUUUUGCAGGUUGACUUUGCCGUGGAAUGGGGUUCCCUGGCGAUGCUAUGUCGAUCAUUUUGCGAGAACGACAAAUUUCGGUUGAUGUUUCUGUUCGGUGUCAUGGCCUUUCGCGAUAAUGCGCCAAUGGAUAUUAUCCAUACACUUCUUGCAUUUGCCAUCCUGCAAGAUCUGAAGGGUGUCGUGUGUCCGGAAUGGCAGUCCUAUACGCACUUCCGAUACAAGCAAAUACCCAGCAUCGAAUACCUUGAGCAAUUGAUAAAGCCCUUCUGCAUUCCAUAUGCAGAUGAUGAACGUUCACUUUUCCCCGGUCAGAUUGCAUCCAAGAUGCGCCGCCAGCUCGAAAAGGCCGAGAAAGCUCACAACGAACAGGUGGAGGGUGACUGUAAACUCCUUGCCCAGUUGUUACACAAGCAAUGGCCUUGUAAGGAGCCAUCCCAGGGCACCCUACCCGAGGGCUUGUUGGUCCAUAUUCCUCAGGCUCUAGCUGUCAUACAGCCAGAAUGGCUGCGCCUAUUCCAGAACUUUGAAUUCUCACGCCACAUUGACCAAGUUCAAGGCAUUCUGGAUCGCCAUUGGAGCGACGUGACCAUGAUUCUUCCCAAGCCAGCAUCAGCCAGAGCUGCCCCCAAUAUGAACCGUGGAAAUUAUUCGUUGCCGACACUGCCGCAAAUCCUCCUGGGAGCUGGUGAUCGUGUAGCCGAGGUUGGAAAACAAGUCGGCUGUGCUGGGGAGAACAGAGUGCCCUCUGUGAUCACUGGAGCACACAAGAAGACAAGUUCAUUUUCAGAGAGGCCACAAGACCUUCAAGACAUCAAAGAGCUGGGGAAAAUCAUUUAUCGGUUUACAAACUCUGACUCGUUAUUGGAGAGAAAAUAUGGCGAAGAUCUUCAGCAAAGUUUAGAUGCCCUGAAACGAGUUAGACGGACGUCUCCGAAAGAGAGUCUUCUUUCUUCUCCAAAUGAGCCUUUCAUAAUGACAUUCGCUGCACAGUCGAGAGUGGAAAGUGCCUUCGAGCAGAUAUCAGCUCUACUCGAGGAGAACAAUGUCUGCGCGAGGUGGCUGAAAGCUGCUAAUCUCUGGCCUUGUAUUACACCAGUGACUCUGCUGGAACAGCUGCGAUCGACAUCAAAGAUUGAGGUAAAAGGCUGGAUUAAGGACCUUAUCAUGGAUUAUGCACUUUCCAUCACCGGACUACAACGUCUUCUGCGAAUCAGGGACGCCAGUAUCAAAAACGAUAUGCCGCACGUGUCAGAAGAAGAGCGCAACGCUGGCCAUGCAAACUGGGAUCCGGCAAAGCACACGGACUGGCUUCUUCUGGAGAUUGAUAGCAACAUCCUCAUUCGAGAUAUCCAGAUCGAAGUCGCGAUGGCAAUGAUGUCACCAGCCUCCGGACGCAAUUCGGCAUUACAAAUGAAUAUGGGGCAGGGCAAAACAUCAUGCAUCAUACCGAUGAUCAUUGCAGAGCUUGCAGACACCCAGAGACUUGCCCGAGUCGUUGUUCCAAAAGCAUUACUUGUACAAACGGCCCAUCUGCUUCAGACUCGCCUUGGGGGACUGCUCGGCCGAGAGGUCAGCCAUAUCCCCUUCUCACGGAAGACGCCGACAAAUUCAGAUACUAUGAAAGUGUAUUUCCAGCUGCACAAGGAUAUCAAAAGAUCCUCUGGGGUUAUUAUAACGUUGCCAGAGCAUGUCUUGUCGUUCAAAUUGAGUGGGCUGCAACGCUUGUCCGACAAACAACUUCAAACCGCAAACCAGAUGAUCAAGGUCCAGAGUUGGAUGCAGAGAGUCUGUCGCGAUAUAUUAGAUGAGUGUGACUUUACGCUCUCUGCUCGGACACAGUUAGUCUAUCCUUCAGGAACUCAAGCGACGGUCGAUGGUCACCCCCACCGGUGGGAAGUUGCGGAGACAUUGCUACAUGCUGUGGAGAGUCAUCUGUGGAAUCUCCAUGAACAGUAUCCCUACAGCAUCGACGUUGUGCAUCGACGCCAGGGCGGAUUUCCCAUGGUCUUUUUCCUCCGCCAGGAUGUUGAAGAGGAGCUGCUUACACGACUAGUAGGUGAUAUUCUGGAUGGACGGGUUCUUCUCUUACCGACAUCAGAAUGUACCCAAAUGGAGCUUCAAGUUAUCCGGCAAUUCAUCUCGGACGAUAUCAUCCCACCGGCUGCGCUAGAGAUUGUGGAUCAUCUAUUCUCUGAUAAACCUGCAGCUCGGCAGGUUCUGUAUCUUCUGCGAGGACUCCUAGUUCAUCGAAUCCUUCUUUUGACAUUGAAGAAGCGAUGGAACGUUCAAUACGGGUUAGACCAUCGUCGGGAUCCAAUUGCUGUGCCAUAUCACUCGAAAGGUGUACCGUCCGAUCAAGCUGAAUGGGGUCAUCCGGAUGUUGCGAUCCUUCUGACGUGUCUGGCGUUCUAUCUUGGAGGACUAGAUUGCAGCCAGCUGCAACAAAGUCUGGAGCAUGUCUUGAAAUCCGAUGACCCGGCGAGUGGGUACGAUCGCUGGACCCAUCAGUGUAACGAUCUACCGGACUCUCUCCGGGUGUGGAAUAUCAUCAACGUGGAGGAUUCGGUGCAGAUGCAGGAGCUCUGGAAAUACCUCCGGUAUAAUAUGGUUGUCAUCGAUUACCAUCUCAACCACUUUGUCUUCCCGGCACAUGCAAAACAGUUUCGGUUCAAGCUACAAGCGUCCGGAUGGGAUAUUCCACUCUUCUCGGCGGACGGAGAAGGGGACUUGACGACAGGAUUCAGUGGUACCAAUGACAACCGGGACAUGUUACCACUCACCAUUCGACAGGAUGACUUGCCGGGACUUCAGCACACCAACGCCGAGGUGUUGACGUAUUUGCUUCAAAAUCGCAACACGGGCUACAUGCUUGCGGCAGACCGGAGUGGCCGGCAUAUCACUGAGAUCGGAUUACUAGAGAAGCUAGCAAAUAAGAAGAUUAGAAUUCUUAUUGAUGCUGGUGCUCAGAUCUUGGAGAUGGACAACUACAGCCUGGUCCAGGCUUGGCUGAAGAUUGACUAUGAAUGUCCGGCCGCAGUUUUCUUCAGUCACGACAACAAACCCUUCGUGUUGUACCGCCAAGGAUCCAUGGUCCCUCUUGUCGCUUCACCCUUCGCCGAGGACCUUACAGGAUGCCUGGUUUACCUGGAUGAGGCUCAUACCCGGGGCACAGACCUCAAACUUCCAUCAAAUGCCUGUGGAGCAUUGACCCUGGGAUUGGGCCAAACCAAGGACCACACGGUUCAAGCAGCCAUGAGGCUUCGCCAGCUUGGAACCACCCAAAGUGUGACCUGGGUUGCCCCGCCGGAGGUUCACCAGAGCAUUCUUGAUUUGCAGGGAAAGGGUCAGGAUGCUCGAUUAUCGUCCUUUGAUGUGAUUUGUUGGCUUCUAAAGCAGACGUGUAGAGGUAUCGAGCAACUGCAGCCAUUGUACUUCUCUCAAGGGCUGGACUUUUGCCGACGCACUGAGGUUGGUUUGACCAACAAUGACUUCCUCAACAAUGAAGGCCAGAGAAAAGCCUAUCUCACCAUCCUGCGGUGUUCCGAACAACAGACCCUUGAAGAGCUGUAUGGACCAAAGAACUCUGCGAAAUCGACGCCUGGUCAAAAAUUAGCAACUUCACAGCUGAAGGAGUAUAUGAAGGAGCUUCAGACCCGGAGGAGGGAAUUUCAAGACUUUGGAAAUGCCGUGCAUGGCUCAGUGCUCCAAGAAGUCGAGCAAGAGCGUGAGGUGGCGUUUGAAGUUGAAGCAAUCCGCCAAGUGCAGAAGCCGGUUCACUACACAGCCCUACGCUUCCCUGGCAUUGAUGAUGGCCUUCUUCAAUUUGCAAAAACUGGCCGUUUGACCCCCGACGGUAAUGGCCUGGAGCCUGCCUAUACCGCACUCUCAGAGACCGAUGUAGGCCAAGAAAUGAAAAUCAACAAGGCUUUCUUUGCUGGAUCAAAACUGUUUGUCUCGAAGCAAUUCCGCAGGACAGUCGAUCUCCCCUUGGGCCGGUUGAACGAUAACAUGCUGCGCCCUGUAAACUGGUUACUAUGGAGCCCCGUGACGAAAGUGGCAGUUAUCCUGAUUCCUGAAGAAGUUGAAGCGCUGUUGUCGAUCCUAAACGAAUCGAGAGAUACCGCUGCCCCCACCCAUCUACUCACAUAUUCGGCUCCAGCGACACGGGGUAUGCUCCCAUUCAACAGUUUGAAAUACUACGCCAUUCCUCCGUUGCCUGCAAGCUGGAAGGCUCCCACCUGGCUCGCCAUUGAGCUGGGUAUCCUGGCUGGACGUCUGUACUUUAGCUUUAGCGAAUAUGCCAAUAUCUGCAACUAUCUACGGAUUGAAACGCGGGAGGAGACUGGGAGGAAGGAUGGUGACGUGAUGAUGCUCUCUGACGAUGAAGAGGGCUUCGAGGGAGGCAGCCCGAAGAAAAAGGGAACGUUUACCGCGAAACCCCUGUCAUUUCUACAGAAGUGGCUGUCAGUCCGACGUAAGGGACAGGACUUUGUGCACACACCGAUGGGGUACGUGUGUCAGGGCAAGUUGUUGACCGAGUCUCAUCCAUUCUUUGGAGGUGCCGUGCAACGUGAGGAGAGUGGAGGAAGAGGAAGGGGAUACAGGAACACGCCCAUGGAGAUAAAGGAGAUCGAGGAACAGGAGGAGCACAUGGGCAGUGACUAUGAGAUGGAUUAA